This is a messenger RNA of Angiostrongylus costaricensis, 768 nucleotides long. Lineage: Eukaryota; Metazoa; Nematoda; Chromadorea; Rhabditida; Metastrongylidae. The record is from the annotation of a GenBank genome assembly.
AUGUUCGUUCACCAGUGGUUGGGCAUGAUUGGUCAUGGCGGAUACGGAGAGAUUUACUAUGCAAUUGAUAUUAGAAAUUCGGAUGAAGUAGCCAUUAAAGUGGAACCAAAGAGAAGAAAAGGAAGACUCGUAAAACGAAUGAUCCUGGAGCAAAAGGUUCUUCUUCGGUUACAAGGCAGACCACACGUACCCAAGAUGAUCGCUUCUGGCAACGAUAACAAAAUCAACUUUAUUGUGAUGCAACUACUCAGCGUGAACAUCGGAGAUUUGAAAAAGCAAAGUCCCGUGAAACGUCUUGGAAGAAGCAGCGUGGGACGGAUCUUGCAACAAGCAAUUGCUGGAUUGCGUGAUGUUCAUCUAUGCGGAUACAUCCAUAGGGACGUGAAGCCAGCUAACAUGUGUUUCGGGAUUUCUCCACAGCACCUCCAUCUCAUUUUUUCUCAUAAGGCAUUGCAGACUCGUCACAUACUUGUUAUAGUAGAUUUUGGACUAGUUCGAAGGUAUAAAAAUAUAGAUGGUACAACACGCCCACUGAGACCCAAAGCAGGGUUCAGGGGAACAGUACGCUAUGUGUCGAUUCGAGUACAUGAUCGCGUCGACCAAGGGCCCGCUGAUGACCUCGUCUCCUUAAUGACCUAUAUUCAUACGUCAUUUGGUUCCCAGCAAAUCAUACUCGGUGAUUUUAUUUGGUAUGCACCUGCAAUCCUCGAAAAUUGGAAGGAAGUCGGCUGCGACUCGGAGUCUUCCAGAACGAUUGCGAUUCCGUGA